UUUGCCUGAAAGUUGCACAUGUAGCAAAACGCAUAGCCUAGUAAUGACAGUAAUCUCUGAUAACGUUCUCUUGAAAGCAGUCAGUCAUAAAAUUAACAAGGUAGCAUAGAAAGAAACGGGAAGGUAGUCGUACGCACUUGCGCAUCGAGUUCUCUGGUAGAUGAGGAAAUAACUGGUCUGCCCGUGCGUGUAGCCAGAACGCAGGGACUACAUCUGUGAAGUGAACCUCUUAUUUAACUAUAGAGCUGCCGUGUAACGUUAGCCAUAGCCUUGUCAUAGGCUACCUGAAUUUCUCUUAAUUGUAUCUAGGCAAACUUAACCAAUGAAACUUCUGUCAGAUGACAAUAGUGCCGAGUGGAACUAGGGAUUCGUCUGUUCUGAUCGGGAAAGAAGUCCUCCUCCCCGCGGCACCAACAGCAGGAGGAGGGUUGGAGAGUGGCGGCGGCAGACUUCCAUACACGGUGUUUAAGGUGGAAGUUUGGAGGGCUGGUGGCGUGUUCGUAAUUAACUAAUGAAGGGCAUGGAGGUGCUCCGCCGCUCCUCUGUAUUUGCGGCAGAAGUGAUGGAGGUCUUUGAUCGCUCACCCACGGACAAGGAGCUGGUGUCUCAAGCCAAAGCAUUAUGUAGAGACUAUAUUCAUUCAAGACUGAACCGGGCUGGAAUCGGUUGGUCUAAGCCCGAUCAUGGAUUUUCAACACCGGGGUCGGCACUUGGAGAGGUGUCCUCGGUCCUCUUGUGGUUAGGUGAUGAGCUUGAGUACCUGCGUCCAAAUGUGUACCGGAAUGUAGCCCGACAGCUCAACAUCCCUGUAGCGUCCGAAAACGUGGUGUCGGAUGCCUUCCUCGCUGUAGCAGCUGAAAUAUUCUCCACUGGCGUGACAUGGGGGAAGGUGGUGUCACUAUACGCAGUAGCGGGGGCGUUGGCGGUGGACUGCGUCCGGCAUGGCCACCCCGCCAUAGUGCACACCAUCGUGGACUGCAUGGGCGAGUUCGUCCGCAAGAGCCUGGUCUCCUGGCUGAAGAGAAGAGGCGGCUGGGUUGACAUUACAAAGUGUGUGGUCAACACCGACCCAAGCUUCCGUUCUCACUGGCUGGUAUCAGCAGCCUGCACCUGUGGCCACUAUCUGAAAGCUGUGGUCUUCUACCUGCUGAGGGAGAAAUGAGAGGAGAGAGCUGGUCAGAUGAGGUGAAGAACGAGACCACCGGUGACGAAGACGGUCUCUCAUCGUUUCUGACCAAUCACCGCUCUCAGUGUUAACAUUGUUUACACCUGCAGAAAGUUUGCACUGUGCCUCUGACUAGUAUUAUGGUAUCCACCACAUCAGCAGACCCACACAGUGCCUGUAUGUCUGUCCUGUGCUUCAGUGUCUCGCUUGCAUUCCGUUUUGGUCCUGGUCGGUUUGUCAACCUCCUCGAGACCAAGUACAUGAUGGGGUCGUGGUUCUGUACGUAGAAUACAGUGCAAUGUUAAGAAGAGUAGUUGCUUCUUUUAGGUUUCAAGUCUGUCCACGAAAUAUAUUCUGAGGAGGGGUCCAACACUGCCCCUUGUGGCUGACCCCAUGCAUGGUCAGCAGCACCUGAGGAUUUGAACUGGACAUGAAGCAGCUGGCAGAUUUACAGCCACUGCAAGGACUUCUUGGUGGAUAUUUUUGUGCUAAACUCCAACUAGAUGGAAUCUGGAUAUUGUUAUCACCCAGGCUUUUCCCCCUUUAUUUGAAACAAGAGCACUCUGGGACAGUGGGUGUGUGUGUGUGUGUGUGUGUGUGUGCGUGCGUGAGAGAGAGAAAGAAAGAAAGAGAGAGUGAGUAAGAGAGAGAGCGAGAGAAAGAGAGAGCGAGAGAGAGAGAGAGAGAGAGAGAGAGAGAGCGAGCGAGCGAGCAUGCACUUUGGGAAGGUCUGCUUGUUGAGGCCGUCUUCACAGAGGAAUGCAUUGUACCUUUGUUACGGCACAGUGAGUGGACUGCGUUUGAAGUAUUCCUGUAUAAUUCACUCAGGGUUGGAUGUUGAUCUCCCCCUCCCCCUUAUAUCCCUAACAUGAUAAGAGUUCCAGACCUUCCCAUAGUGUUUCUGAGGAAAGCGCUGGGUCUUUCUCUGUGGGAGACGCCCCUGUGGACUCUGCUCUGGCUGAUCAUUUGCGUGUCAUGGAUCAAGUCAGUGGCUUGUUUUUAUUUUUUUAUAAUUUCAAAUAAAUUUUAUUCUGUGAAUAACGACACCUCUCUACCAUUGUAUGUGUGUAACUGGCAUGCUUCACUGAAUGUAUGCAAAAAUAAACCUUUUAAAAUUCUCUAAA
This is a messenger RNA of Sardina pilchardus (European sardine), 2289 nucleotides long. RefSeq names its product BCL2 family apoptosis regulator BOK a (gene boka). Bases 512 to 1162 code for a protein of 216 amino acids. Lineage: Eukaryota; Metazoa; Chordata; Actinopteri; Clupeiformes; Clupeidae. Gene Ontology annotation, cellular component: mitochondrial outer membrane. Gene Ontology annotation, molecular function: protein homodimerization activity; protein heterodimerization activity. The record is from RefSeq and is a predicted model, not a curated record. Gene Ontology annotation, biological process: intrinsic apoptotic signaling pathway in response to DNA damage; extrinsic apoptotic signaling pathway in absence of ligand; regulation of apoptotic process. The transcript is spliced from 5 exons.